Molecule: messenger RNA, 1942 nt
Organism: Etheostoma spectabile (orangethroat darter)
Lineage: Eukaryota; Metazoa; Chordata; Actinopteri; Perciformes; Percidae
Gene: galnt16
Product: UDP-N-acetyl-alpha-D-galactosamine:polypeptide N-acetylgalactosaminyltransferase 16
Exons: 17
Coding region: 198-1901 (567 amino acids)
Biological process (GO): protein O-linked glycosylation
Cellular component (GO): Golgi apparatus
Molecular function (GO): polypeptide N-acetylgalactosaminyltransferase activity
Source: RefSeq, a predicted model, not a curated record
CGCGCAGAGAGAGAGAGAGAGAGAGAGAGACAGAGAGACAGAGAGACAGAGAGACAGAAGCUGCCUUUCUGUCUGUCUGUCUACGCUGCGACUCAACGCAUCACCGGCGGCGAGGGGGAGGCUGCACUGCACCUUCUGCCGAGGACGGACCUGAUCCAGCCGCUCUCGCCUCCAGAGCCCCUCCGUAUGGGCUCACCAUGCGCAGGAUACGGGCCAACGCCAUCGCGAUUCUGACCGUAGCGUGGAUCCUGGGCACGUUUUAUUACCUGUGGCAGGACAACAAGCCCCAGUCGUCUUCGCCGUCGUCGUCGCAGACCCGCGGCAGGGGCCAUGGUCAGAAGGUGGUCCCCGGUCGACUGGAGAUCCACCGGGACGACAGGACCAUCCCGCUAAUAGUGAGCCAGCCCCCCCGGGCGGAGCAGCCGGGCCAGCUGCUGGGCGCCUUCGACGAGAAGGCCUACCUGGCGGGGAAGCAGCUGAAGCCGGGGGACGACCCGUACAGAGACCACGCCUUCAACCUGCAGGAGAGCGACCGGCUGGGCGCCGAGCGAGCCAUCAGGGACACCCGGCACUACAGGUGUGCGUCUCUGAACUAUGACACGGACCUUCCCUCCACCAGCAUCAUCAUCACUUUCCACAACGAGGCUCGCUCUACUCUGCUUCGCACCAUCAAAAGUGUCCUGAUGCGAAGUCCUCCAUCUCUGAUUCAAGAAAUUAUCUUGAUAGAUGACUUCAGCUCUGACCCUGAGGACUGCCAGCUGCUCUCUCAGAUCCCCAAAGUGCGCUGCCUGAGGAAUGCCAGGAGAGAGGGUCUGAUCCGAUCACGUGUGCGAGGCGCCAACACGGCGUCAGCCUCCAUCUUGACCUUCUUGGACAGCCACUGCGAGGUCAACGCUGAUUGGCUGCAGCCGAUGAUCCAGAGAGUCAAGGAGGACCAUACGCGAGUGGUCAGCCCCAUCAUCGACGUCAUCAGCCUGGACAACUUCGCCUACCUGGCUGCCUCCGCCGACUUGAGAGGAGGAUUUGACUGGAGUCUCCACUUCAAGUGGGAGCAGAUCCCCAUAGAGCAGAAGAUGGCGCGGAGCGACCCCACGCAGGCCAUCAGGACGCCUGUCAUCGCUGGUGGGAUCUUCGUCAUGGACAAGAGCUGGUUCAACCACCUGGGCCAGUAUGACACCCACAUGGACAUCUGGGGAGGGGAGAACUUUGAGCUUUCUUUCCGGGUGUGGAUGUGCGGAGGAAGCCUGGAGAUUCUUCCCUGCAGCCGCGUGGGUCACGUGUUUAGGAAACGGCACCCGUACGACUUCCCAGAAGGCAAUGCUCUCACCUACAUUAAGAACACCCGGCGGGCUGCUGAGGUGUGGAUGGACGAAUUUAAACAGUACUACUACUCUGCAAGGCCGUCAGCGCAGGGCAAGGCCUUUGGCAGCAUAGCAGACCGCCUGACACUGCGGCGGAAGUUGAACUGCAAACCUUUCCGCUGGUACAUGGAGAACGUCUAUCCUGAGCUGAGGGUGCCGGAGCAGGAAGCGGUGUCCAGUGUGCUGAAACAAGGAGGUUUGUGUCUGGAGACCCGUGGGACCGACACCCUCGGCCUGGCAGAGUGCAGGGGCGUCGGAGCCAUCAGGCCGCAGUCCCAGAGAUGGGAACUAAUAGAGCCGCUGCUCCGGCAGCAGGACCUCUGCCUGGCCAUUUCAGCCUUCACAGCAGGGUCAAAGGUCAAGAUGGAGACCUGCAACACAAAAGAGCCCAGACAGAAGUGGAAGCCCAAAGGCACGGCUCUGCAGCACAUGGUCAGUGGUCUGUGCCUUGACAGUCAGACCCCAACAGGCCCUCUGGUGGCCACUCAGUGUCGCCCCCUGGUGGCCAGCCAGUCCUGGGAGCCACAAAUCAUCACCUGAGCCACAGCGGCCGGGGGAGGAGGAGGGACCCGGCCUGCCGA